This is a messenger RNA of Lactuca saligna, 354 nucleotides long. The record is from the annotation of a GenBank genome assembly. NCBI's taxonomy places the organism in Eukaryota, Viridiplantae, Streptophyta, Magnoliopsida, Asterales, Asteraceae.
AUGGUAUGUGAAUGUGAUGUAUGGAUCGUACAACCUUUUUAUACUUCAGUUCACUUGGCUCAUCUUUGCUUCAAACUUAUGCCUCCCUUUGAUUCAUUUUUAUUCAUCAACACCGUGACCUUUAUGUUGCAGAGCUUCCACAAGGAGAAAUCUCUCCCAUUUUCUCAUAACACCACAUAUGACCCACCGCUACCACCAGCCGCAGUUAGAAUGCAUCGAAGGAUCUCCUCAAUGACCUUUCAGAUCCAACCACCAAUAAUGUUAGACACAACCGCAUGGGUCAUGGGCGUUAGGCAUCUCCAAAUCAGUAUCUUCAAUGGGGAAUCGGCAUCCACAUCCAUCAGGAACUGGUAG